AUGAAACUAGUGGUAGUUAAUUCAAGCAGACAAGCUAUUACGGUGUUUACUGAGGGUGUCCGUAUCUCUUUCGUCCAUGCUAGUUACUUGCUUAUUUCUCGUAGCAGAUUAUGGCGGAAACUGAAUGGAGCUAAUAUUGAUAUUCCUUGGCUUGUUAUGGGUGAUUUUAAUUGUGUUUUACGCAAUGAAGAAAAGAAGGGGGGUUUAGAACCGAGGCUUUCCGCUACUAAUGAAUUUAGUGAUUGGAUGGAUGAUAACAAUUUUUUUGAGGUUGACUCUUUGGGUACUACUUUUACGUGGGAAAAUGGGAAGUCUGGGGUUCAAAUAAUUAUUACCAAGCUUGACCAUGCUAUUAUUAAUGAAGCUUGGUUAACCAAAUUCGAGAAUUGGCGGUAUUUUAUACGAGUGGUUAACGAGAGUUGGAAUACGCCAGUGGUGGGCAAUCCGGAUUUCAUUUUUCCAUAUAAAUUGAAAUGCUUGAAGCUAGCUUUAAAGGAUUGGAAUCAACAUGUUUUUGGCAAUGUGAAUGUACAUCUCAAGCAAACUCAAUUACAUUUUGAAUCUGCUAUUAAUAUUUCCGAUGCGGAUCCGACGGAUGAAGCCAAAUUUAACUCUAUGAAAGAUGCUUCAGAGGAAGUUCAAGACAUAAGAGUUCAACAAAACAUUAUGCUUAAACAAAAAUCCAUAAAUAAAUGGCUUUUUGAGGGUUCUAGUAAUUUGAGUUUCUUCCAUAGUAACAUUUGGGUUCGUAGGAAUAAUAAUACCAUCUAUGAAUUAGUUGAUGAUUCAGGAAUGACAAUUACGGAUUGUGACCAGCUCCGUAUUCACGUCGUUAAUUACUAUGAGAGUAAAUUCAAUAGCACAAGUCAGCAAAUUGAGGAGUAG
Messenger RNA from Papaver somniferum (opium poppy), 885 nucleotides. RefSeq lists its product as uncharacterized. The coding region runs from base 1 to 885 and encodes 294 amino acids. The transcript is spliced from 2 exons. The record is from RefSeq and is a predicted model, not a curated record. Lineage: Eukaryota; Viridiplantae; Streptophyta; Magnoliopsida; Ranunculales; Papaveraceae.